Saccharomycopsis crataegensis is the source of this 687-nucleotide messenger RNA. RefSeq lists its product as uncharacterized. NCBI's taxonomy places the organism in Eukaryota, Fungi, Ascomycota, Saccharomycetes, Ascoideales, Saccharomycopsidaceae. The record is from RefSeq and is a predicted model, not a curated record. The transcript has a single exon. The coding region runs from base 1 to 687 and encodes 228 amino acids.
AUGACCGACAUUUUCAAAGUACCUGGUGGUUGGGAUAAUCAUUAUCAUUCUCAUAAAAGGGCGCACUCAAUCUAUAGUGACAAUAGCAGCAAAAGUGAUUUCAGUUUUGAUAGAAAGUCGAUUCUCACCAGUGACUCUACAUCAACAUAUUCAGCAGAAUCAAUUGGUUACAAGAAUUUCAUGAUCAUGGCCAAAGGGAAAAAUCCUAGCAAUAAUAAUAAGAGUGCCAAUACCAACAAUAAGAAUUCUGCUCCAAAAAAGAAGCAGAAACCAAUUACCGUUCGUAUUGAAAACGAUCGUGACCAAAGUGCCUACCAGUUCCCUUAUGAAUAUACUAACACCUGGUCUGGAUUCCAACAGCUGUUGAGGGACGCUUUCCCUAGAUACCGUCAAUUGAUUUCAAAAGGCGAGUUGGUAAUUAUUAACAAGAACGAAGAGUGUGCUUUCAUCCCUCAACACUACAAUACUUUUGUUAAACCAGGACAAGAAUUAUUCGUUAAAUUUCAACGUCAGCCAAAAAACCAAUUUUACAUGAAGGAGUACGAACGUGGUAGCAAUUACGAAAGCGAUGAAAUCAGUUCAGACGAUGAAUAUAAUCCAGACCACCCAAGGCUGCCACGCAAGUCAAAUAAGCCAAAAAAGAAAUCUUCAGCAACUCACAGAAUUGUUAACUGGUUAACUGAGUGA